Chanos chanos (milkfish) is the source of this 935-nucleotide messenger RNA. RefSeq names its product YY1-associated factor 2-like. Gene Ontology annotation, biological process: positive regulation of DNA-templated transcription. NCBI's taxonomy places the organism in Eukaryota, Metazoa, Chordata, Actinopteri, Gonorynchiformes, Chanidae. The transcript has 4 exons. Gene Ontology annotation, cellular component: nucleus. Gene Ontology annotation, molecular function: transcription coregulator activity; DNA binding. The record is from RefSeq and is a predicted model, not a curated record. Bases 83 to 631 code for a protein of 182 amino acids.
GAGCCCUCCUUGUCGAGGUGGUGGGAGUAUCCAGGCUGGAAUUUGUUCGAAAUUGAACUUCCUAUCGAAAAAAGUUCAUAUAAUGGGAGACAAGAAGAGCCCGACGAGGCCGAAGCGACAGUGUAAGUCCUCUUCCGAUGAGGGAUACUGGGACUGUAGCGUUUGCACGUUCAGGAACACCGCGGAAGCUUUCAAGUGUAUGAUGUGCGAUGUCAGAAAGGGAACGUCAACGCGGAAACCUCGCCCUGUUUCACAGCUGGUAGCUCAGCAGGUCCCGCUGCAGUUCGCCUCGCCUACACAACCCAAAAAGGAAAGAAAGGAUAAGACAGACAGAGAGAAAGGUGACAAAGAUUCCACAGUAAAGAAGAACAGCCACAAGAGGAUGAGGCCAAGAUUAAAAAACGUGGACAGGAGUAGCGCAGAGCACCUGGAGGUCACAGUUGGAGACUUGACAGUCAUUAUCACAGACUUUAAAGAGAAAACGAAGCCCUCUUCUGUCUCCUCAAGCACUACAGCUUUGGCAGACCCGCACAGUCAAAGUGGUUCUAGUUCUGAUAACACUGAACGAGGAGUCUCCAGAUCAUCGUCACCAAAAGUUGAAAGUUCGACACUCAAAGGGGAGUCCCACUGAUCUUGCACUACUGAGUUUAGCAAUGUUUCACAACGUCAUCUCACAGCUCAUGUCUUUCCAUCUUGUGUCUCAGUCCCUGACAAGAAUUCUGAAUUGUUGGAAGAGGAACCGUUGGAGGAUCAGACGUGCUGGCUAACGUUGUAGUUACAGUGACUUGGCAAAACGUAGGGAAUGUGCUCAGAAAAAAAAAAAACUGUGCCUUUACAGUAAUUUGUAGGAUAAGAGUAUAUAUUCAAGAAAAUAAUUUGAUGGUGUGUCUCAUCACAGCAGUAUUACAUUGUAGGCUUUUCCUUUGUUUGUUUGU